Molecule: messenger RNA, 1024 nt
Organism: Brassica oleracea var. oleracea
Lineage: Eukaryota; Viridiplantae; Streptophyta; Magnoliopsida; Brassicales; Brassicaceae
Product: multiple organellar RNA editing factor 6, mitochondrial-like
Exons: 4
Coding region: 228-974 (248 amino acids)
Biological process (GO): cytidine to uridine editing; mitochondrial mRNA modification
Cellular component (GO): mitochondrion
Source: RefSeq, a predicted model, not a curated record
UAAAAUUGAACAUUUCUAACCAAAUAACAAAACAAAAUCAUUACAAGGAAAAGUGAGACACAAUGACCUGAAAAAAUCUUAAAAUUGGUUCGUUAACUGAAUUACCUUCGCUCAUUCAAAUCAGCCCCAUAUAAAAGCCCAUUAACAAAACCUCAAGCCCAAUUUAUUUUCAUCAGACGAUCGUUAAACCCUGGUCUCGUCAUCGCCAAGGAAACGCACCAGUCUCAAUGGCAAAUACCCUCUCCCGCUCUACCGCCUCGCGAGUCGCUAACCGUUUCUUCUCCACCUCCAAAUCCCUCGCUCCUUCUCCAUCUAACCUCAUCUCCCACCGAUCCUCACAGACUCUAUUCCACGCCGUCGGAUUCAACCCCAGUUCAACCACUCUGGACGACAUCCUACAGACACAGAAGAUCCGGCCCCGGGUGGUGCAUAGGUCCAGUGAACGGCAUUCACCCCGCAAGUCCAGAUCCAAAUUCAGCUGCCGACUACCUACUACUGAGAUAUCGCCGCUGCCUUCUGGCUGCGACUACAAGCAUUGGCUCAUCGUCAUAGACAAGCCCGGCGGAGAGUACGCUAGUAAAGAGCAAAUGAUCGGUUGCUAUGUUCAAACCCUAGCCAAAAUUGUCGGCAGUAAGGAAGAAGCUAAGAGGAAGAUCUACAAUGUUUCUUGCGAGAAGUAUUUUGCGUUUGGAUGUGAGAUCGAUGAGGAGACAUCAAACAGACUUAAAGGAAUACCUGGUGUUCGCUACGUGCUUCCAGACUCUUAUGUUGAUCCAGAGUACAAAGACUACGGAGGUGAGUUGUUUUUGAACGGAGAAGUAGUUCCACGUCCUCCAGAGAGACAGAGGAGGAUUGUGAGGUUCAUGACUCCAAUACUGAGGUACAAUGACCGAACCAGAAAUGUCCGGGGGAGAGAGAGCAUGCUUUGGCCUCCAAUUCUCUUGAGUCUGCCCAAGCAGCUUCUUUCCCUUUGAACUUUGAUUGUAUUGGCCUUUUCUUUCUAUGUUAUUUGCUCCACUGAUGA